AGCGAAGGGGCGGGCAUGGCCGCCGGCUGAGGAGGCAGGGGAAAGGCUCCGCCGAGCAGCAGCGCGGAGGGCCGGCCGCAACAGCAGAGAGAGAAGAAAACACGCCUAGGUUUUGCUAACGUGCUGCCAUCCCUGCCCUCGUGCCUUCGUUUAUAGAAUUAACAAAUGGAAAGAGCUGUUCUAAGAAAACCGAUGCCAACUCCAAGGGAAAAGCAGCAGUUGGGAGCUGCGUAGUGCUGUCGCACCACAUGGAUGGAGUUUUGUGCAGGAGUGCACAAAAAGCCCCAACCAACGGCCACAGCUUGUUUAGGUGGGAUCGGCACAGCUGCUCGGUUUUAGCAACCGAACAAAGGAUGCGUUGGUUCGCUGCCUCUCUGCUUUUGGGAUAUUCCCACAGUCUCACUUCCAUAUGGAUUCUAUGAGCGUAACAAACCGGGGGACCAUAAUGUAACGCAUCCCACGUGUCGGACAAUUUCUAUCCUGUGUGAUUAUCUAUUUUCUCCAAGAUAUAAAGGAGCUCUGCAAUAUCCACCCCUCUGCCCAGCCUGGCAGAAAGACUGCCGUGCUUCCCACAGGGAAGAAACCCCAUCAACCUUACUGCAAAACUCAUCAUUAGGAAAGUAGCUAGAAAAGUAACGUAGGUUUACGCUGAUCUUUUAACCCCCAAAAGAAUAUAACUUGAAGAAUAUUAGCUAUUUCUUAACAAUGUAAUCAUUUGAAGCUUUUUACCCUCAUUUAAGGAACUUGGAGAAUUAAAGUGUAGCUGUGGUAUUUGAUACGAUACAGGACAACUCAUUGGAAGAGGUGCCCCAGAAAUGAACAUCUACACACAUCUUUGUUCUUUCCAGAUAUGAAGCGCUGUGCCCCGUGAUACUCACUGUGCUGCUUCUCACCGUUGGAGGAUGGCUGCUCUACUCUGUGAGAACUGCACUAGUCGGUACCACCAGCCCCAGCUCAGCCGGCCCCUGGAGAUCAGCUGCAUGCUGCUUCUGAUCAUGCUUGGAAAAGUGGGCCUGGAUUUCUUCAUGCUGCAAGUUAAGCACAAGAAAGUGAAAGUUAGUUUUAUGGGAUAUUUUUGUGUCUCCCUGGCACUUCUUGAUUUCAUACUGCUGCUGAAUAUAGCUGUCAUCCUCUAUCUGGAGGACUUUGCGCUGUGGGGUGUCAGAUUUACUAAGUACCACAUCUGCCUGUUUACUCAGAUCAUUUCUCUUACUUACGGUACUUUGCAUUACCCGGUGUAUCUCGUGGCAGGCCUGGAUUAUUACAUGACUGUAGCCCAAACCUCUCAAUUCCCCUGCAGAGGUCGAAGAUUAUUUUACAUUUGUGUUGUGGCUUUUAUAUGGAUCUCAGGGUUUUUUUGUAUUCUGAAAGUUCCUGCUAUCUAUGAAGAACUAGAAAUUCGGAACCAUUUCUCUCCUUAUCAGUGUCCUGUCUAUGUCAGCAUGCAGAGCUACUCAGUCUCAGUUGCCAUGCUGGUUCUCCUAGGCAUGGCUCUCAUGGUUUGCUGGAAGGAAGUGAUCACCAUGCUGCUGGCUGUGAGGGUAGCCUCCUUUGCCGGCCAGCACGUCCUGAUGUUCUCCUUUGUGCCCAACAACAACAGCACUUGUUUCAAGCAGCAGCUUCUGACCAGACUCCUCAUCUGUUUUCUUGGCACUUGGGCACCUUUUGUUCUUCUCCAGUUUAUCAUCUUGUUUCUUGGUGCUUGGAUUCCAGCCUACAUGGAAAUGAACGUCCCUUGGCUGUACUUCAUCAACAGCUUUCUUAUUGGAGUAGCAUACUGGUGUCGAUGUCACGACGUUGAAUUGACAGAGGAGAUGUGGUCUACAGAUCCAUUUGUCAGCUGGAAAUUCUGCUUUAUGCCAUUUAACAAUGAAAACACAGAGCCAGCUGAAAAGCCAGGCACAGUAAUUGUGAUCUGUUAACGAGCUGCUGACUGAAAAGACUGCUAGGGCUAUGUGUACUUUGAUGUUCUGUGACCAAGCCCUUACAGAUGAUACAAGGAAGCAUCUCCAGAUCUACAAUCCAUGGGAAGAUAAUCUAACAUUCAUGAGUACAGUAAGGAACAGUGCACCAGAAUGCGGGAUGCUGCACACUUCUACACUGGCCUUUAUUUCCAUUUCAGAGUAUUUAAGAGAAGACCACUAUUUACAUAAAAUAAGCUCUUGGUUUAA
Molecule: messenger RNA, 2171 nt
Organism: Gallus gallus (chicken)
Lineage: Eukaryota; Metazoa; Chordata; Aves; Galliformes; Phasianidae
Gene: GPR160
Product: G protein-coupled receptor 160
Exons: 2
Coding region: 903-1922 (339 amino acids)
Cellular component (GO): plasma membrane; signaling receptor complex
Source: RefSeq, a predicted model, not a curated record